CUUCACCACCACCCUGCUCCAUCAUCGUGUAGGCUUUCUAUCACUUUUCUGUCUGAAGUCACAGUUUACUUAAAUCUUUAGAGCCUUGCAGUUUGUAAUUGGCAAAUUGGUUUUUAAAAAAACCAAGCAUUGAACGUAAUUGGAAGCUGCACGUUGCGAAAGUAAACAUUACAAGAAUAUCUGUUUGCUUGCUGUGAAUACCCUUUUAUUUGUUAUUAAAAGAAUUGAACUUGAAAUCACUUCGUUUCGGUGAGAGCCUUUUCCCUAACCAUUAUUUUGCAAGAUGUCGCGAAGAAGUUCUGUUACUAUUGAGCAGGCUAUAAACCCAAAUAUGUUGAGGUUCCGCUCGCAACAAAUGCAAGAAAAAGAGGACAAGAAGUUUGGUGGUGUACAAGCAUACAGCACGGAAAGUGGAAUGCUGUUCCACGCAGGUAAACUUGUUAUCAUCAUGUCUGGUUUACCGGCCAGAGGAAAAUCCAACAUUGCUGUAUCUAUAGACCGAUAUCUGAAAUGGCUUGGAUUCCAUUGUCAAUUCUACAGUCUCGCAAAGUAUAUGGAUGAACAAUCAAAAGACGUUGGAAGCUUACGAGCUCCUUCUGCAUCCUUCUCGAAGAGUCUUCUGGCACUUUACAGAGAUAAUACCAUUCAGCAGUGUUUACGAGAUUUAGAAAACUUUCUUUCGAGAGAAAAAGGCCAAGUCGCUAUUUAUGAUGCUACGAACGGUACGAGAGAAACAAGGAAAGAUUUAUAUGAUCGAUUUAAAAGCCUUGGUUUUAAUGUUUUGUUUAUCGAAAGUAUAUGCGACGAAGAAAACGUAGUUCGUGCCAACAUUCAGGAGGCUAUCCGUGUCUCACAAGAGUUCAAAAACUGGGACUUAAAAUCAGCCGAGGCUGAAUAUUGUAGACGUAUAGAUCUUUUAAAAAUGAAUUAUGAACCUAUUGAUGAAAAAGAAUAUUCUUAUGUUAAAAUGAUUAACUUUUCGGAGACGCUCAUAACCAACCGAACGAAUCAAGGAUACUUAUUGUCACGUAUUAUAUUUCUGUUAAUGAAUAUUACCCUUACGAGAAAUCGGGUAUUCUUGGUAUCGAAAGCUUCUAUGAGACCACUCUUAUCCCAAGAAUCUGAGGAUGAUGAGGCGAACCGUAAGUUCAUGGAAUACCUUGUUCAGCAGUUUAAGCAUUUGUUUCCUUCGAUUUCUUUUAAAAAUCUUGUUGUGAUGUCGAGCUUGGAAGACUCUACAAUGAACCCUUUUCGAGAUUUGGGGUCUCGAGCAUUCUCACGUUCAAAUCUGUCACCUCUAGUAAUGGAUUGGUUUGGUAAUGAUUAUGAGAAACUUCGUGCUGCUUUUGGAAAGGAUGAAUAUGAUUUAUUUAUGAGAGACCCGUAUAGGUGUAGGGUGAAAGAACGGGAAUCGUUUUAUGACCUUGCAGUCCGCUUGGAACCAUUAAUUUUGGAAAUUGCUAGAGAAGCUCGUGACGUAGUUAUUGUUGGAUCGAAAAGUUUGGUCCGUGUACUUUAUGGAUACUAUAUGAAUGUUCCAGCUGGGGACAUACCUUUUCUUUCUUUGCUACCUACAGCAAUUUUCGAGUUUAUUGACAACAGUACCGGCAUGCAAGUUAAUGAGUAUGAGCUAGAUGCUAAAGAAGCUCAUGAUUACGACACUGCUAAUGAAGAUUUUAUUGGUAAAUAUAACACGCCUCCUCCCGUAUAGGGAAAAUAAUAAUAUCGUACAAUAUGGCCAGCUGUUCGCAGUUAUAGGUUUCUAAAAAUAACAACUACGACUAUAAGAUUAUCGAUCAAUAUUACCAAAGAAGCACUGAGACGGGAAUUAUUGUUUGCUAAUCAAUUAACCAAAAAAUUGCUCUAUAUAAGUUAGGAAGUUAUUUAAUUUACACAUUCAUUAGGAGCGAAAAAAAAAUUAGAUACAUGUAGACAUCAUGCUGUUCAAAACAUUUAAAAGUUGCUCGUUUUCACAUGCUGCGGCAACACGCUCCUUAUCAUUCAACUGCUUAUUGACUUGCAAUUCACUUGCAUGCGUUCCCUUUUUAACUUUUACGUCCACGUGGAAACGAGGUGGAAGACAGCGUUCUAAACGCACACGGAUGCACAAUCCAAUUAAUGUGCACAUAGAACAGUGGGGAAUAGUAGGAGUGAUAUGUACAAUAACUGCAGAAUUCCCAUCUACAUUAUCGUAAACUUCAAUAUCUUCCAACUUCACAACUGACAGUUGAGCCAAAGUUAAAGGGUGUUCAGGAUCAUUAAUUUUCGCUAACAAAUCAAAAAUUUCUUGCGCAUCAACUGCAUCGCGAAUCUUCUCAACAUUUUCAAGCUCGUCACUUAUAUCCCAUAACCAUCCUUCAUUACCUUUUAAGAACAGAUUCUCUUCUUCUUCUUGUGCUCUUGUAGGAAGUUGGCUCAAAGCCUUCACUUCAGGAUUUUCGUUUUGCAAUGUAGCGCUCAUUGAAAAACUUAUUGAAUCAAUUAAUUCAAUCAAUAACAGCUAAAACCACCACCGAUACAGAACACUGUUCAGAUUAACGUACACCUGCACAUGGAUAUAUAUAUAUAUAUAUAGUCUCCUCUCUCCAGAGUUUGCCAUCUCGUUUGACUUCGUAAAAAGUAUAGUGUGGUUUGGUAGCUGUAUGUAAUACCUAACAACGAAGCAUUGUCAUAUAUACUAAAGCAAUUUUAACAAAGUGCUAAAAUAUUAUGUAAAC
Schizosaccharomyces cryophilus OY26 is the source of this 2717-nucleotide messenger RNA. RefSeq names its product 6-phosphofructo-2-kinase. NCBI's taxonomy places the organism in Eukaryota, Fungi, Ascomycota, Schizosaccharomycetes, Schizosaccharomycetales, Schizosaccharomycetaceae. The record is from RefSeq and is a predicted model, not a curated record. The transcript has 5 exons. Gene Ontology annotation, cellular component: cytosol. Gene Ontology annotation, biological process: fructose 2,6-bisphosphate metabolic process; fructose metabolic process. Bases 284 to 1711 code for a protein of 475 amino acids. Gene Ontology annotation, molecular function: ATP binding; fructose-2,6-bisphosphate 2-phosphatase activity; 6-phosphofructo-2-kinase activity.